UCCUCGGUCUCUGCCAGAGUGAACCGUCGUCUAGCCCUGGACUAGCAGCCGAACAGAGAAGAGUGUGAAAGGCAUCACCAUGUCGGCUUUAUCCUCUUCUCAGAGCUAACAUCCCCUGACACAAUUAUGUCCUCUGUGUGACACACAGAGAUAGACACAUGCGCGCAGACUCAUACAUACUGUGUGAAAUGCAUGUUAGAGGGCAAGCACAUGUGAGUGACACAUUUUAGGUUGAAUUUCCCUGUAGUUAUUGUGACUGGUCUGUGAUAACCCCAGUGUGGUUGCAUUAUUUCUCUGAUCACUAAGACAGCAUACUGUAGGGGGGGUGCUGACCGCGAAGGUAGGUGAGUGAAUACAGUACAGACAACCCGUACUGACAGUAUACCUGACCCUGUCAAAGCUACCCUGGGUAAGCUCAUUAACACAAUAACAAAGGGUGCUGGGUGUGCAGGGUUGAUAGGGAUUAGGGCUAAGAUGUUAUUGCCCCCAAGACACCCCUGCCCCCAUUCUCUUUUCUCUGCGUUUACCUCCUCUCUGCCCCCAUUCUCUUUUCUCUCCUCUGCGUUUACCUCUUCUCUGCUCCCACUCCAGCACUAUGAAGACUGUCCUGGCUCUGCUGAUGUUGGUAUGCCUGGCCUGCCACAGUCACGCACUGAAGUGUCACUCGUGCGUAGCAUCCAAUGAGGAUGAUUGUACUAAACAAGGAUCCACCACCUGCCCUCAAUUCGCUGACGCCUGCUCCACCAUCACAGGACAGAACACGGUGAUGAAGUCAUGCUCCUACAAAGCAUUCUGUGAUAAGGCCCAUAGUGGCAACUCUGGAGCCAAGAUGGAGUGUUGUUUCACUGAUGACUGCAAUGGGCCUCAUAAGGGCCACCAGCAUGGGGAGCACAAAAACACAGCUGGAGCCCUGGGAGCCAGCCCUGCUCUGCUACUUGGGGCUCUGAUGCUCCGCAUGGCCCUCAGCAGGUUCUAAACUCAUGAUCAUAAAUACAUUCAUCCCUUUACUAUCCAUCUAUUCAUGUAUUCAUUAUUUCAUACAGCCCUGAAACCAUUUAUCCAUCCAUCCCCUCAGAGUGUGUCUGCAGAAUGCUGAUGAACUAGGGUUUGGUGAAUCAUACAGGGAUUAGUAAGAGUGUGUGUGAUGCCGGUGGUGGUGGGGGGGGGUCAUUAAAGCACAUUCAAUCAUGUUUGAAGACCGAUGGAACUGAUGUAUCACUCCGCAUGAUUCAGAUCUGUCAGAGUUGUGUGUCCGUAACCAGUCAUAUGUACAAACUGAGAUGUUUGAUAUGAUCAGAGAGAGGAUGGAACUCCUGUAGUGUCAGACUCUGAGUGGAUGUGAGCCAGGCUGGGCUUAGAACUUUAGAUGUAUAUACUAUGUUUAUACCUGGGGCAGAUCUAAAAUGUCACCCAUGGUAGCCUGUGUGUAUGUAUGAUACUGUUGGUUAGUGCUGGGCUCCCAGUAGGCCUCGUGUUAGGCUCGUUUCCACAGUAACCACAUACGCUAGGGCACUCUUCAGCCUUCAGAAUCCAAUCAUCAUGAAUUGAACAGGAACUCAACACUGAAAGACAUGUUGGUACUUGUUGGUCCAUUGUUAAUAUUGUUAUGCUUCAAUACUUAUUUAUAAAUAAACAUGCUAUUACACCCUUA
This is a messenger RNA of Oncorhynchus keta (chum salmon), 1651 nucleotides long. RefSeq names its product activin receptor type-1C-like. Bases 596 to 976 code for a protein of 126 amino acids. NCBI's taxonomy places the organism in Eukaryota, Metazoa, Chordata, Actinopteri, Salmoniformes, Salmonidae. The transcript has 3 exons. The record is from RefSeq and is a predicted model, not a curated record.